Molecule: messenger RNA, 1901 nt
Organism: Hyposmocoma kahamanoa
Lineage: Eukaryota; Metazoa; Arthropoda; Insecta; Lepidoptera; Cosmopterigidae
Product: protein abrupt-like
Exons: 6
Coding region: 136-1569 (477 amino acids)
Biological process (GO): regulation of transcription by RNA polymerase II
Cellular component (GO): nucleus
Molecular function (GO): protein binding
Source: RefSeq, a predicted model, not a curated record
AGGUCAUUCAUUGCAUUUUUAUGCAUUUUCUAACUGAUACUGUCUGCUUUUUGAUCAAUAUUUGAUUCUAAGUCUAAUGUUUGCUGUUAUUGUGAUGUGCAUCACUAAAAAGAAGCUUCGCCAAGAUACGUAGCGAUGGCAGAUCAAUUUUGUUUACGCUGGAAUAACUUCCAGACGAACAUAGUAAGCGCUUUGGAUUCUUUGAAAUGUUCGGAGGAUCUUGUAGACGUUACACUUACUUGCGAAGGGAGAAACAUCAAGGCCCAUAAAGUAAUACUCUCAGCGUGCAGCCCGUACUUCAGGAAUGUGUUCAAGGAAAACCCAUGUCAGCAUCCGGUUAUAAUCCUGAAGGAUGUAUCUGCUGAUGACAUUGUCAGUUUGCUGUCCUACAUGUACCAGGGUGAAGUGUUUAUAGAAGAGAGUAAGCUGUCUUCAUUUCUUCACACAGCUGCUUUGCUACAGGUUAAAGGCCUCACUGGAGUUACUCAGCAGAACCAAAAAGAAAGUUUCUCAUCACCAAACACUUCCAAUAAACUGUACACACAAUUGACAAUAUCACCCAAGUCUCAAAUUGGUGCUGUUCACAAGGAAAGUAAACCACCAGCAUUGAAAAAGAGAAGGUGCAGCACUUCUGACAAACCUAGUGAUGUAACAAUUGGUGAAACACACAAGAAAAGCAAACUUUUAGAUACUUGUGAUAUUUAUAACAGACCAAAUGUGAACAAUGUAAUGAAAAUUGAUAAUCCUGUAUUUUUGCCUGAAAACAAUGGUGAAAAGAAAACUGAUGGCAAAGGGACACAUGUUGAACAACCUCAAAUUACUGCUAAUGGAAAAAAUUGUACACUCAAUCAGGUCUCAGCACAGGGAGAGAACAUUCCUAUAAUAAUAAAAUCUGAAAAAAUUGAUGACAUCAACUUUCCAGUGCCAAACCCCACAGCCAAUUCAGAAAACGAUGACAGUCUUCCUGAUUAUGAAAACAGUAUGUUAGCCAGGUCUUUGCUCUCAGGCAUAAACCCAUCCAAAAGUGAUGUCAGUGCCAACAAUUCAACAGCAAAAAAAGUCUCUAAUGUAUCAGAUAUUCAUUGCACUCGACCAAAAGAUGUCACCACUGAUUCUGAAACCUUAACCAAUGUCGUUUCCAAGAGUCCACCUAAAAAUGCUGUCUCAGAGGAACUGUAUGUCAAGUCAGAGAAACAUUCACCUAAAUCUGAAGUUGAGUAUGAGCCAGAAGUACUAUUAUCGGAACAACAAGACGGAACAGAUUCAGACAAUCCAUAUUCGGAACAGUCACAAGCUCUUUUGCUACUGGCAGGCUUGUCCAGCGUCCCAGUGUUAGGUGGUGCUUCUACUUCACAAGGAAUUUCUCAUCAGUCAAAUCAUGCUGCCAUCUGUGGUGAUUGCCCCCAUUGUGGCAUGAAAUAUUCUAACCAGUCAGCUUUGAAGUACCAUGUACGUUUGAUGCACUCUGAUUUGACCAAUAGGUUAUGCUGCUACCUUUGUCCUCGGUCUUUUACGAUGCGGGAGACAUUCAAGGAGCACAUGUGGACAAGUCAUGGUCAAAGAAACUAACAAAUGUGUGCCUUAUCAUUGUUCCUUUAAAGACGAAAAUUGUGAUGAGAGUGGAAUAGUAUUAAUGUGCCUUGGAAAGCAUGUCGCCUUCAUAUGUUAUAAUAUAGUUAUUGUUACCAGUUUAUAGAUUGUUACAUUGGUGUAUAGAGUGAGACCAACAAUAUUAGGACAAUUAGAUAAAUGGAUAUUGCCAAUUUGAAUGAUAGUUAUAUAUAUGUACAAAUAAUUGAAUUAUUUAUUAAGUUAUAUAAUUUUACUGCUUGUGUUUUAUUCAUGUACGAGUACUAAUUUUUAUAAUGUCUAGUUUGUUGUUUAUUCCAACACGGUUUUGA